Molecule: messenger RNA, 983 nt
Organism: Condylura cristata (star-nosed mole)
Lineage: Eukaryota; Metazoa; Chordata; Mammalia; Eulipotyphla; Talpidae
Gene: PYCR2
Product: pyrroline-5-carboxylate reductase family, member 2
Exons: 5
Coding region: 1-828 (275 amino acids)
Biological process (GO): L-proline biosynthetic process
Molecular function (GO): pyrroline-5-carboxylate reductase activity
Source: RefSeq, a predicted model, not a curated record
AUGCCGGAACUGGAGGCCAGACAGGAGCGGGGCCAGGAUUUCCAGAGAGCCCCGCGGUCCCGCCUGCGUGGACAGAAUCCCGUGGCUCAGCCCUCAGUCAGCUGCGGCCAGGCACUUGCUGGCUGCGAUGCUGGGACCGGCGGUGAUGGCAUCCUCUCGGCUCACAAAAUAAUGGCCAGCUCCCCGGAAAUGGAUCUGCCCACGGUGGCCGCGCUCAGGAAAUUGGGCGUGAACCUGACCCGGAGCAACAAGGAGACCGUGCGGCACAGCGACGUCCUGUUCCUGGCCGUGAAGCCGCACAUCAUCCCCUUCAUCCUGGACGAGAUCGGGGCCGACGUCCAGGCCCGGCAUAUCGUGGUCUCCUGUGCAGCUGGGGUCACCAUCAGCUCCGUGGAGAAGAAGCUGACGGCCUUCCAGCCGGCCCCCAAAGUGAUCCGCUGCAUGACCAACACGCCGGUGGUGGUGCGCGAGGGGGCCACGGUGUACGCCACCGGCACGCACGCCCUGGUGGAGGACGGGCAGCUCCUGGAGCAGCUCAUGAGCAGCGUGGGCUUCUGCACGGAGGUGGAGGAGGACCUGAUCGACGCGGUCACCGGGCUCAGCGGCAGCGGGCCUGCCUACGGGGCUCUGGCCCUUCGAGCCCCGUGGGGUUUUGUCUGCAGAGAGCUGCAGUCCAUGGCUGACCAGGAAAAGAUCUCUCCAGCUGCCCUCAAGAAGACCCUCCUGGACAGAGUGAAACUGGAAUCCCCCACGGUGUCCACACUGACCCCCGCCAGCCCAGGGAGGCUCCUCACAAGAUGCCCUGCCCCAGACGGCAAGAAGGAUUAAGACACCGGCCCUCUCUGCUGACCUCUCUGGUGACUGUGCCCUCUCUGAUGACCUCUCUGAUGACUGUGCCCUCUCUGAUGACCUCUCUGAUGACUGUGCCCUCUCUGAUGACCUCUCUGAUGACCGUGCCCUCUCUGAUGACCUCUCUGAUGACU